AUGCACCUCAGAGGGGUGGUUGGCCGCUGCCUGGCUGCCUACCCGCUACCCCUCUUCUCUCCCUAUCAUUCCACCCCCUCUCCCCCCGCACUUCCCCCUCAGGUGCCUCCCAGGUGUCGCUGGUGGCGCACUCAGCAGGCGGGUGGCUGGCCUCUCCUGACUGCCUACCCGCUACCCCCCUCUCUCCCUAUCACCCCACCCCCUCACCCCCCGCACUUCCCUCUUAGGCGCCUCCCAAGUGUCGCUGGCGCGUCCCAGGUGUCGCUGGUGGCGCACACAGCAGGCGGGUGGCUGGCCUCUGCAUGA
Molecule: messenger RNA, 306 nt
Organism: Closterium sp. Naga37s-1
Lineage: Eukaryota; Viridiplantae; Streptophyta; Zygnematophyceae; Desmidiales; Closteriaceae
Source: the annotation of a GenBank genome assembly